This is a messenger RNA of Toxotes jaculatrix (banded archerfish), 995 nucleotides long. RefSeq names its product dnaJ homolog subfamily B member 9-like. Gene Ontology annotation, molecular function: protein-folding chaperone binding; misfolded protein binding. The record is from RefSeq and is a predicted model, not a curated record. NCBI's taxonomy places the organism in Eukaryota, Metazoa, Chordata, Actinopteri, Toxotidae. Bases 320 to 868 code for a protein of 182 amino acids. Gene Ontology annotation, cellular component: endoplasmic reticulum. The transcript has 2 exons.
AUAAUACACGUCGUGAAUGUGGGUCGAGUGGCGGCCCUACAGCGGACGAGGGCCCGUUUACUUUGAUACACCUUUGCCACGUUUUCUUGUACGUAGUUUGGCUAAAAUAGUCGUAACUUUUCAACUUUAAUUGUGUGUGCCUCGGCUUAGAGGAAAAAACUUAAAGCCCCGCAGAGCGUUGUUACUGCUGACUUGUAGACCAGGUACCGGAUAGACUUAUGUGCAUAUGGAGAUAAGCUGUCAAACCACAAGGUAGCUGCACCAGAUAAACUGGUCUUUGUUAGGGCUUGAGCUCGUCAUAUGUGCUCAGGCGCUUAGAAUGGCAGCGCAAGGUGCUCUCCACUGGAUGCAAGCCUGCGUGGUCCUGCUGCUCUGCUUAUCUGAAGACUUGUCUGCGGCCACGGCGACAAGUAGAAAUUACUACGACACUCUCAAUGUUGAGCCAACAGCAACGGACAGCCAGAUAAAAAAGGCUUUCCGCCAACUGGCCGUCAAGUACCACCCUGAUAAGAACAAGAGCGCCGAUGCAGAGAAGACUUUUCGAGAAAUUGCUGAAGCCUACACGGUGCUCUCCAACAAGGAGAAGAGGAGACUUUAUGACAGUGUGGGCCAUGAGGCUUUUCUAAAAAGCGAGGUGUCUGUGGAUGCCGAGGAUGAGGAGGGGGACGAGACGAGCUUACACUUUAGUUUCUCAGAUUUCCUCCAUGACUUCGAUGAUAGUGUCUUUGCGGAGGAGCCACAUGUCCACUGGAGCUUUCAUCAGGACUGGGAGGACGAUGGUCCAUAUGAACAUAACGGUUUUGGGGAGCCUGGCUUCAGCUUUUAUUUUGGGGAUGGGGAUGAAAACGAGGAAGACUAUUACCACUAGAUAUCUGAUAUCUUUGUCCUGUAGCAUUUGUGACUGUUAUGUUUUAAUGUAUUGUCUUUUUAUUGAUAACAAAGUCUCCACAUUAAAUUGUUCACUCAGGAUCCAUACCUUGUAUUUUGCAUCUUUU